Messenger RNA from Dacryopinax primogenitus, 3196 nucleotides. RefSeq lists its product as uncharacterized. The transcript is spliced from 18 exons. Gene Ontology annotation, molecular function: SUMO ligase activity; zinc ion binding. Gene Ontology annotation, biological process: protein sumoylation. Lineage: Eukaryota; Fungi; Basidiomycota; Dacrymycetes; Dacrymycetales; Dacrymycetaceae. The record is from RefSeq and is a predicted model, not a curated record. The coding region runs from base 34 to 1809 and encodes 591 amino acids.
CUCGUCGUGCUUGCCUCCUACAUCGCUGGGAUAAUGGUCGAGUCGCAAUCCGAUUGGACUGAUUUCCAACAACAAAGGCAGCGUGUCAGUGGCCUCACCGUGGAUCGACUCAAACAACUGAUUCACCGGCUUAACGACGAGUGCAAUUUGACUUUGCUCAGGACUGGGAAAAAGCAAGAACUAGUUACAAGAGUACAGGACGCGAUGGAUGGCUGGUACCAGCGGCAGGAUUCCAGAGCCUACCGCCACGCGCGGGACGUCCUUACCGAUUUGUCGAGCUCCGGAAACUCUGUUUCGCGUCGUGGGUCUUUACAAUAUUUACCGCCCGCUGUCCCCGCUACUCCACAGGUGGCCUACAGCCACUAUUCAGGACCAAAUGGCUAUGGGCAUGCGCCGACGACUUCAUACCCCUAUAAUGGCCGAUCAUUACAACAGAGUUCCUCGUCGCCAUACAGCGUCCAGACACCGUCAAUGCAACCCAGGAGUGAUAUACGGUUCUCAGCCUCCCCUUUCUACAAAGUCAUUGAACCGGUGUCCGAAUUGGCAACUUCUCAAGAGGCUAAAGAUCUGACGGAGAGGAAGAAUCUUUCGAUCACCUUUAACUUGACUUCACAGCAACGUGAGAAACUAUCUGCGCCCAAUUGUUCUUAUCAACUAAGACUUUACUGCACAUCUUCCACCCACUAUUCAACGUCAGCAUUCGGAAGAGCAAAUCCUUGUCCCAUCGAGUUUCCUUCGACUUGUGAGGUUCGAGUGAACAGCACCCUCUUGACCGCAAACUUGCGUGGACUUAAGAAGAAACCUGGAACGGCGCCUCCCGCGGAUUUGGGAAAGACGGUUCGACUUGCACACAGUGGUUCAAAUAAACUGGAUAUGAUUUUCAUGAACAAUCAAACACCAUUCGUUCCCAAGAGGUUUUAUGCUGUAGUGAAUUUUGUCGAGGUCACUACUGUUCAUCAAAUUGUGGAUCGCAUCCGGAAGGGCAAGUACCGCUCCGCAGAAGAGAUAUUGGCGCGAAUAAAGCAGACAAACCAUGAAGACGAGGAUAUCGUUGCUGGACCCUCCAGCCUUUCCUUAAAGUGUCCUAUGAGUUACAUUCGAAUACAGAUCCCCUGUCGGUCGAAGCUCUGUGUUCAUGCGCAAUGUUUCGAUGCAGAAAGCUGGUUCUCGGUCAUGGAACAGACGACGACUUGGUUAUGUCCCGUGUGUGAAAAAAUGUUGCUAGUAGAUGACCUCAUUGUUGAUGGGUAUUUCGAUUCAAUAUUGCGAGCCACGCCGGAUUCUGUGGACGAUGUGAUCAUGGAAGCUGACGGUGAAUGGCACACCUCGGAUAACAAGUAUGGUUCCGAGGGAUGGAAGGCCCUACGGCGCGUCAGUCUGAACCCAUCCACUCCAGCGAGGAUUGAGAUGCAGCAUGACACCAUGCCAGGGUCAGGACAGCACCUGCCCAGCCCCGCCGAGAUAUUCGUUAUCGAAUCCGACGAUGACGAUGAUGACAGUCAAAUCAGGCAUGAAAUCUCGCCUCCCGGAAGACAGCGUUCCAUCAGUUAUCCGGCCAGCGGCUCUCCCACUCGAAUUCGAAGUUCAAAUCAGACCGUGAUCGAUCUUACCUUAUCCGAUGACGAGAUCAGCCCCCCUCCCGCUGUGAGAACCAAACGACCCGCCGUCAGAGAUGUUUCUCCCUCCCCCCCACUCGUUCACCCCGUGAAACGGGCCCGGCUGGAUAGCGAUGCAAGAAGGCCAGACAAUGCGGAUUGGCUUUCUCCCUCUAACUUCAACAAUCACCCAUCUGCUGGCUCCGCCUGGUGAACAUAUUAUUGCUCGAUACUCGACAUUUACUGGUGCAACCGGGGGUCUCAAAUGAUGUUUGUUAGACAUGUCCGUCAUGUGCUGUACCAAUUGUGAGAAUCACCAUCCUACCUCAGCUAUCAAUGCAACAUGGUCGCUUGCACAUAUACCCUUUCUCGGAAGUCCUGGCUCCAGAGUCUGAGUUUUGUGAGGUUCGAGGACAGAGAGUACCUCAGGUCUAGGCUCGUUGACGUUAUGGGGGCCGUCCCAGAUGAACAAAUAAUCAAGAGUCAACCUCCACAGAGGAGUGAAGCUCGUCCACAUGGGCUCAGAACCACCUUUGCCGGAUAGAACGUUUCUCUGCCCGAAUGUUUCCGAAGCGAUCCUGGCUUCAUCGUACAUACUUCUAAGUGACCCGGGUAAACAGGAAUACAUAGACUCCAAAGCGCCGACCGCAGGUACCUCGUCUGCAGGAAUCGGCCGGCGGUGAUUUGUGAUGGGGGGCAUGGCAUGGCCGCUGUCCUCAUCUAGCGCGUGUGUCUCAUUCUCAUCCUCCGGUGUCCAUUCCUGCGUCUCUGUCCCAAUGCUGUGAUCGACCGAAACAUGAAUAACUCGAGAACUUUCCAAUUCCGCUUUUUGGGUGUCAAGCAAGUGCUGGCCUACCAACAGCGAAUAAGUGGGUUCAGAGGGCUGCGAGUUGAAGUCACCGCCAAAGAAGAUAGGCCAGCGCUGAAAAUCUUGAGAUGAACGGAACCGAAUAGUUUCACGCAACAAAAUAAAUGCUUGACGUGAGCGUUCGAAACAAAACUUUGGGUGCCAGAAAAGAUGGGUUGUGGCGACAAUGCAACCGUCAGAUUGUGAAGUGCUGGAGUUGUCGUUUCUGUGUCGAAGAGCGGCUAUAAGACCGAUGUUUCUGGUGCGACGCGUUGCACCAAAUUUCUGAGUUCCGUCUGAACUUCCUGAUAUGAGAGGUUCCUCAUCAUAAUAUACUGUUUUGGAAGAAAUGGCUUCAAAACGAGAACGGUUGUAAAGCAGCAUACAUCCAUGGAGCUUGUCCCGCCCUGCGGCGUAGAUGUUGUCGUAAUACGGGCAUAGACUUGGAAGGAGCGUAUCCAAUCGAUCCACUUCCUGGAGGCAUACAAUGUCGGCACUGUAGUUCAAAAUCUCAGCGGACAGCAUCUGCUCUCUGUCUUUGCUUUUCAAGCAAUCACUUCCGGGAAACAGAUCCCGACGGAUUAGGCAUUGGGCAAGCAUAUUCCAAGUCAUGAUUGUAAUUCGCGCCCUAAUAGGAGUAUACGAAACAUUGGCUGGGAGCCAUUUCCUCGGCAGAAUUAAAUAGGAAAAGUCCGGUGGGCUGAGUGUUGCGGAUGUCUUUUGAGCCAGCCUCUUAGCUCUUCGUUCAUUUGCG